Messenger RNA from Striga hermonthica, 315 nucleotides. Lineage: Eukaryota; Viridiplantae; Streptophyta; Magnoliopsida; Lamiales; Orobanchaceae. The record is from the annotation of a GenBank genome assembly.
AGACCCUUCUCACGUCGGCAUCUCAUCUCUUCGAACGUGAGUUGUUUAACGUUCAGAGGUGGCGUUCGAAAGUUGUUCCGCGGUCGCGGGUUGGGAUGGACGUUGCUCACGUUCAAUGGUGCGUUGUCUUUGAUUGUGCGCUCGUCCAAGUGUUGGUGCCGUUGCUCCAAGUUACGCACACUCUCUCGCCCGAUCCUCGGUGUGGCCGUUAAGUGUUCAUCCCUCCUUCGUGCAGACUCCAUGGCCUCGCGCAUGGUCCGUGGUUGGUCGAGCCUUACUUCUGCGGCUAGCUCGAAUUUGAGCCCACCUAUGAAA